This is a messenger RNA of Cajanus cajan (pigeon pea), 2001 nucleotides long. Its product is annotated as aspartic proteinase. Gene Ontology annotation, biological process: lipid metabolic process; proteolysis. The record is from RefSeq and is a predicted model, not a curated record. Lineage: Eukaryota; Viridiplantae; Streptophyta; Magnoliopsida; Fabales; Fabaceae. Gene Ontology annotation, molecular function: aspartic-type endopeptidase activity.
GUAGUUGCCAACAAUCCAAGUCUCCACUAAAUGAGCCUAAAACGUUAACGAACACACUGUUCCUAGACGACCUUCCUAUCUUCGUGGGUACUUGUCCUCUCUUCUCUGCACUCCCUCCGUUUCACCUUAGUACUACGCUACUAGCUACUAGCCGCAGCUGCAUCUGCACUAGCUAAAGAUUCUCCCAGACGAUGGGGCAAAAGUAUUUAUGGUUGGCUUUUUGUUUGUGGGCUUUGACAUGCUCACUUCUUCCUUCUUUCUCCUUCGGACUUAUGAGAAUUGGUUUGAAGAAGAGAGAUCUAGAUCUUGAUAGUAUCAGAGCAGCUAGAAUGGUAAGAGAAAAGCUAAGAUUAGGCAGACCUGUGUUGGGUGCAUACGAUCAGUAUGUUGGCAAACCAACCGAUGAGGGCAUAGUACCUCUGAAGAAUUAUUUGGAUGCACAAUAUUAUGGAGAGAUUGGCAUUGGCACACCCCCACAGAAAUUUGGUGUCAUAUUUGAUACUGGUAGUUCCAACCUUUGGGUUCCAUCAUCAAAGUGCUAUUUUUCUCUUGCUUGCUACACCCAUCGGUGGUACAAGUCAAAGAAAUCCAAAACAUAUACCAAAAAUGGAACAUCAUGUAAAAUAACAUACGGAUCUGGAUCAAUAUCUGGUUUUUUCAGCAAUGAUAAUGUUAAAGUUGGUGAUAUUGUUGUCAAGAAUCAGGAUUUCAUUGAGGCUACCCGAGAAGGAAGUCUUUCCUUUGUGUUAGCAAAAUUUGAUGGAUUACUUGGGCUUGGGUUUCAGGAGAUCUCGGUUGAAAAUGCUGUGCCAUUAUGGUACAAUAUCGUGCGGCAAAAUCUUGUAAGUGAGCAGGUGUUCUCUUUUUGGCUCAACGGGGAUCCAAAUGCAAAGGAGGGUGGUGAACUAGUUUUUGGAGGUGUUGAUCCAAAACACUUUAAAGGAAAUCAUACUUAUGUUCCAGUUACUAAAAAAGGUUACUGGCAGAUUGAAAUGGGAGAUUUUUUCAUUGGAGGUCUCUCAACAGGUGUUUGUGAGGGUGGCUGUGCUGCUAUUGUGGAUUCAGGAACAUCUUUGCUUGCUGGUCCUACUACUGUUGUAACUGAAAUCAACCACGCUAUUGGAGCUGAAGGAGUUCUAAGUGUAGAAUGUAAGGAAAUUGUUGCUGAUUAUGGAGAAUUGUUGUGGGAUCUCUUGGUAUCAGGGGUAAGACCAGAUGAUGUAUGCUCACAAGUUGGUUUAUGCUUCGCCAAAAGGGCUCAAUCAGAGAGCAAUGGUAUUGAGAUGGUGACUGAAAAGGAACAGAGAGAGUUGUCAGCUAAAGAUACUGCUUUGUGCACUUCCUGUCAGAUGCUUGUGGUUUGGAUUCAGAAUCAGCUAAAACAAAAGAAAACAAAGGAGAGAGUAUUCAGCUACGUAAGCCAGCUGUGUGAGAGCUUGCCAAGUCCAAAUGGAGAGUCAGUAGUAAACUGUAAUAGCAUUUCUCUAUUGCCAAACAUCACGUUUACUGUUGGAGGCAAACCUUUCACCCUCACCCCUGAGCAGUAUAUUCUGAAAACUGGAGAAGGCAUUGCAGAAGUUUGCCUUAGUGGCUUUAUUGCUUUUGAUAUUCCUCCUCCACGGGGUCCUCUCUGGAUUCUUGGCGAUAUUUUCAUGAGGGUAUAUCACACUGUCUUUGAUUAUGAGAAUCUCCGAGUUGGUUUCGCCAAAGCUGCUUAAGAAGACAUCUAGGAGAUUAUGUAGGGCAUGUUUUAAUAAGCUUGUUAGCGUGUUGUAAAUAAGCUCGUCUGUAACUACUAUGCUCAGGUUCACAUUAUAGAUUUCGUGAUGUACUUGUGAACCAUAGCAUGCACGUCGGUUGGAGUAUUGUGUGUUUGUACUUGAAGGGACCAUUUUCAUUAAACUAAACUAUGCACGUAGAUGAUAUAUUAUAGCCUUAUGUGCCAUGUCAAUGAGAAUACCAAUGGAUGAAUUGAAAUUUCUGCUACAUUUAGAUUCUCUA